Messenger RNA from Cladophialophora yegresii CBS 114405, 2142 nucleotides. RefSeq lists its product as uncharacterized. Gene Ontology annotation, cellular component: sno(s)RNA-containing ribonucleoprotein complex; nucleus; small-subunit processome. The transcript has a single exon. The coding region runs from base 1 to 2142 and encodes 713 amino acids. NCBI's taxonomy places the organism in Eukaryota, Fungi, Ascomycota, Eurotiomycetes, Chaetothyriales, Herpotrichiellaceae. The record is from RefSeq and is a predicted model, not a curated record. Gene Ontology annotation, biological process: rRNA processing.
AUGGCAGAAUCAAGUGGUUUUUUGACCGCACUAUCGACAUCACCCCAGACCUUUCUACAGCCGCCAUCUUCCCUCCAUCUCGACAGUCUGUCCUACCUUAAAUCGAUCCUCGAUCCGCUGGCCACCAAUGUCGCCACUGCUCAGAGUUCGCGGCGGGAUGAAAACAGGAAGAAGAGGAAGAGAGGCGGUUUUGAGCAGGAGGAGGAAGUUCUGCAACUACGCCAGGUCUACACAAACGGGCUCGGGGUCAAACAAGUGUGGGAGCAGGCGAGAAGGAUCCUAGAUGCUACAUGCGCAGAGAUUGAGAGGGAUGUUGGUAUCCACAGAGCUCGACACCAAACGAAUGGAGAAGCGCAGGUUGCCCCGAACGACCAGAAGGACGAUUCCGCAAGCCCUUCAGAGGAAGAAAUUGAUGAUACAGAGGACAGUGAGUUAGAAAACGACGUUCUGGGUGAUGACGCUGUGGACGAGGACGACGGUCCCUUGGACGACACAUAUCUCGACGGUAUGGAAGACAUCGAGGACGAUGAUUCUGACGCAUCCGAGCCGGUUGACCAGGACCCCGAGACAUACGUCGAAGACCCCAACCAUCUUAACGAUGGCUUCUUCUCCAUCGACGAGUUCAACAAACAAACACAGUUUCUUGAGCAGCAAGAUGCACGUGGCGAGGACGACAACCCAAGCGACGAGGACGAUAUCGACUGGGAUGCAGACCCCUUAACCAUGCCUUUCCACACGACGAAGGCCAACACUGAUGAGAAGAACAAGGAGGCGGACGCUGGCGAUGAAUCGUCGGACGAGGGAGACGGGCCGACCUUUGGCGAUGCAGACCUAAAUGCGGACGACACCGACGAAGACAUGUUGGACCAAGAAGACGGCGCCUUGGAGGACGGUUUGCCGGGCCUUGAUAACACAAACGAAAUCCGAUACGCCGACUUCUUUGCUCCUCCACCAAAGAAACAGUCAAAGACCAAGCGAAUGAGGGCGCUGCCGAAAACACAACCCAAACCUCAACAGCAGGGGGCGAAUGAUGACAUUGAAAACGAUCUUCAACGAGCAAUGGCUGAUGUCCGACGUGACCUGCUCGAGUCAGAUGAGGAAGACUCAGGUCUUGAGUCUGGGUCUGACGUGGACGAUACGAGGUCAUCGGGUAGGAACAUGUCUACACACGAGAAGCAGCGCGCAGCGAUUGCCGCCGAGAUUCGCCGUCUCGAGGCUGCCAGCGUGGCAAAGAGAGACUGGACACUUUCAGGCGAGGCACGUGCGGCUGAUCGACCUCUGAACUCAUUGAUUGAGGAGGAUAUGGAGUUCGAACGAGUCGGUAAACCUGUACCCGUGAUCACCGCCGAGGUCUCCGAAGAGAUUGAGCAGUUGAUCAAGAGACGGAUCCUGGCCCGUGAGUUUGACGAAGUCAUGCGCCGUCUCCCAGACGCGGCUAGCGGCGCCAGUGAUGCUCGCCGAGGCCGCAUAGACCUAGAUGAUACGAAGCCUCAGACCAGUCUUGCGGGCAUCUACGAGCAGGAACAUUUGAAAGCGACUGAUCCUGGCUAUGUCGACAAACGAUCAGCCGCGACCAAGAAGCAGCACGAAGAAAUUUCAAGGUUGUGGAAAGAUGUAUCAGGUCAACUAGACCUCCUCAGUAAUCUGCAUUUCAAGCCCAAGCGGGCGGAAGCCGAGAUCAAGGCGGUGGAAGACAAACCCACCAUUAGCAUGGAGGAUGCUCGGCCGGUCGGGGCUGGCAUCAAUGCUGAAGAAAGCAUGCUUGCACCACAAGAAGUGUAUCGGCCGGGCGAGGAGAAGAGAAAUGAUAACGUGGUUGUCCGCAAAAGCGGUGCAAGUAUGAGCAAGGAAGAGAUGACGCGAGAAGACAAACUGCGGCGGAGAAGGAGAGAGAAAGAGCGUAUGAAGAAAGCCCAAGGCGGUGCCUCAGGGACGGGCCCGGCUCAAAGUGCUGGUAAUGGAGCAUCGAAGAACGUGAAGGGCAAGACCAAGGAGCAAGAGAAGUCGGACAUCCUGUCUGAGCUGCGCAAGGGCAAUGUCAAGGUCGUGGGCAAGAAGGGCGAGCUGCAGGACUUGAAUGGGAAGAAAGGCAAGGGAGCCGCCAGUACUGGCGCGGUAGGCGGCGGUGCCUACAAGCUGUAG